Messenger RNA from Penicillium verhagenii, 3381 nucleotides. RefSeq names its product GPI inositol-deacylase. The record is from RefSeq and is a predicted model, not a curated record. NCBI's taxonomy places the organism in Eukaryota, Fungi, Ascomycota, Eurotiomycetes, Eurotiales, Aspergillaceae. Gene Ontology annotation, biological process: endoplasmic reticulum to Golgi vesicle-mediated transport; GPI anchor metabolic process. Gene Ontology annotation, cellular component: endoplasmic reticulum. Gene Ontology annotation, molecular function: phosphatidylinositol deacylase activity. The transcript has 5 exons. The coding region runs from base 1 to 3381 and encodes 1126 amino acids.
AUGCACAGACGUUCGUCUGGCUCCCCUGUCGCGGACGACACUGAAGAUUCCUCGGCUCGGUCAGACGAUCAUGGCUCCAAUGCCAUCGACGCCCCAAACGAUAAAUCGCGGUCCCAGAUAGCUCGUCACGGUACCAGUUUUGAUCUUCGCCGAGACAACGGUAGCUCCACGCCGCGCUCGCGGAACUCAAGCCUGUGGCGCACACCUUCAACUCAGCCGUCCAACGAUACCAAACCCAUGCCAUUGGGCUCCCCGAGGCUUCCCAUGGAGGCCCCCUCCCCUGAGGGCCGUCGCGCGCGCCAAUCCCGACAGCGCAGCCCCUGGUCGUUAUCUAUUCUUACCAUUUGCACCACCUUCGCCGCCAUCGCGUUCUUGUUAUCCGUCGUCCACUCGUUCACCGGUCGGCAUACCGGAGGAGAUGGCUGUGGGGUACCGAUGAUGAGCCCGACGUUUAUUCGUAUGGUGGAAUUCGAUACGGAGCAUACCCGGUUCGCGAGCAAGUAUAAUUUAUUCCUCUAUCGGGAGGAGGGUGUAGAUCCAUAUACCCAGGAUAACAUUGGGUUAAACGGUGUACCGGUUCUCUUCCUUCCCGGAAACGCGGGCAGUUACCGACAGGUCCGGUCUCUGGCUGCGGAGGCGUCACGGCAUUACUACGAUGUGGUACGACACGAUGAGGAGCGACAUGCGGCCGGCACCCGGAGCUUGGAUUUCUUCAUGGUGGAUUUCAAUGAGGAUAUGGCCGCUUUUCACGGACAGACCUUGUUGGACCAGGCAGAGUAUGUGAAUGAAGCGAUUGCAUACAUUCUCUCACUCUACCAUGACCCCCAACGGACUCGACGAGACCCCGGACUGCCAGACCCGAGUGCUGUGAUUUUGAUUGGACACUCGAUGGGUGGAAUUGUCGCACGCACCGUCUUGACGAUGGCUAACUACCAGGCUAACUCGAUCAACACGAUUAUUACCAUGUCUGCGCCGCAUGCGAGACCCCCGGUAUCGUUUGACUCCGACAUCGUCCACACUUAUAAACAAAUCAACGACUACUGGCGUGAGGCUUACUCGCAGACUUGGGCCAACAACAAUCCAUUAUGGCAUGUUACUUUGGUUUCCAUCGCGGGUGGCUCGCGCGAUACCGUAGUACCGUCUGACUACACCAGUAUUUCUUCUCUUGUACCAGAAACACACGGGUUUACGGUGUUCACAUCUUCAAUUCCCGACGUGUGGAUUGGCAAUGAUCAUUUGUCGAUCACUUGGUGUGAUCAAUUCCGCAAAGCCAUCAUCAAGUCGCUUUUCGAAAUUAUCGAUGCUCGACGUCCGACUCAAACAAAGCCCCGGGCAGAGCGUAUGCGGGAGCUUAAGCGGUGGUACUUGACUGGCUUGGAAGAUGUUUCUGAGAGAACCCUUGCUCAAAAAGAACCCAAUACGCUCUUAACUCUCGAGGACAACGCAAACACCAUCCUUGCUUUAGGUCAACGGCUUAUCUUGCGUGAAGUGGGCCAGCGACACGGUCCGGAUGUUCGCCUUCUGCCGAUUCCACCCCAGGGUGUUGCAGGCAAGAAGUUCACCCUUAUCACCGACCAAGGAAUUGGUGCUAAGAGCAGCAUCGAAGUUCUCUUUUGCAGCGUCUUUCCUCUGAACAAUGGCCGUUCAAAUAUUUUCUCCAUGAACAUGGAUUUCUCGGGUGGCACCGCGGGAUCCACCCGAAUGGCCUGUAAGAGUGCAUCAGGAGAUGUGAUUCAUUUGCCUGCUUCUACCCCUUCGUCGAAGCACGCUUAUGACCGUGUGCCACCAUUCUCCUAUCUCCAAUACGAUCUAGAGAGUCUAGCAGAACAUCAAUUUGUAGCCGUUGUGGACAAGGCCAGCGUGCCGGCUCCAGGCUUCUUGGUUGCUGAAUUUUCUGAUAGCUCGGACUCAGUGAUUCGUGCCAAGGUGGGAUUGGGUAGUUUGCUGAGCGCAGGAAUUAAAAUGCGACUCCCUGCCAAUCGACCCAUGCUCACCGAGGUCAAGAUCCCAGCGUUGUACUCCAGUCUUUUGGAUUACCGUCUUAAAAUCACAAGACAUCCUCAACAGGACGAGCUUUUUGCUCCACUGUUGAGACAGUCUAUUGCUGAUCCUCAUGAAUCUAAGUUCUUUGUGAAUGUUGACCAGGUCAAUGUCAAUCUUCACGGUGCUGCUCCGUUCAUGCCGCCUCCUCUCCGCGACCUGGCCGCGCAGAACGGCGUGUCAUUCCAAUUGUGGACUGACCCAAGCUCCGGAUCUACGGUUGAUAUCUCGCUGCAGGUUGACAUUAAGAGCAGUCUCGGUGAGCUUGUGAUGCGAUACCGCACCAUCUUUGCGGCAUUCCCAUUGCUGGUUGUGGCCCUCGUGCUCCGCAAACAAUUCCAGGUUUACGACGAGACGGGUUAUUUCAUUCCCUUCAAUGACGGACUCGAUCGAGCUUUGCGCACUUCUCUCCCCCUUCUAUUGGUAGCUAUGUCGCUCUUGGCGUCUUCCCUCGCUACCUCUAAGGCGCUUCCCCAAUCCGAUGACCCAUUCCAUUUCCGAACAAAUUCUACGGAAAGUCCCGUCGAUUUCACCAAAAACGAUCUUCUAUUGGGAUCACAAGACGCGUUCUUCUGGUUCCUUGUUCCAAUUUUUGGAGCCAUUAGUGUUGGCGCCUGUGUAUUGGUCAACUAUGUGGCUCUUUUCUUGGUUAAUAUCUUCUCUUUGAUGUAUGGAGCUGUUAACAGCAAGUCGGGUUAUAUUAGACGCGAAGACCGAGGGAGUCUCCCGAUCUUCAGUACUCCUACGCCUCGGCGACGUGUCAUACACACUGCAAUCUUGCUGAUCCUCGUUUCCACAAUCAUUCCGUAUCAGUUUGCCUACAUGGUGGCCUGUAUUGUGCAGCUUGCGACGUGUGUGCGUGCCCAGUGGCACGUUAAGGAAACACGAUCCUCCUCUCACCUCAACUUCGGCAAUUACGCCCACUCCAUCCUAAUUCUCAUGCUAUGGAUUCUACCUAUCAACGUCCUGGUUCUCCUAGUCUGGGCCCACAAUCUCGUGGUGCACUGGUUCAUGCCUUUCUCUUCCCAUCACAACGUUCUGUCUAUCAUGCCAUUCCUUCUCCUGGUUGAGACCAUGACCAGUGGCGCUAUGAUUCCACGCAUCACUACUCGCUUCAAACAUGUCACCUCAGUGAUCUUCUUUGCGAUCGCCAUGUACUCGGCGGUCUACGGAGUCACCUACGCAUACCUGCUCCACCAUCUUGCCAACCUCCUGGCAGCAUGGUUCGUCGGUAUUUACUUAUUCGGCAAUAACUUUUCCCCGCGGCGUCUGUGGCGUAUCAUCGAUGGCGACGAGCUCCCCUCUGAAACUGGAAGUCGCCACGUCAAGAAGAAGCCAUGA